Messenger RNA from Salvia miltiorrhiza (redroot sage), 540 nucleotides. Its product is annotated as 60S ribosomal protein L17-2-like. Bases 1 to 540 code for a protein of 179 amino acids. Gene Ontology annotation, molecular function: structural constituent of ribosome. The transcript has 6 exons. Gene Ontology annotation, cellular component: ribosome; cytosolic large ribosomal subunit. Gene Ontology annotation, biological process: cytoplasmic translation. The record is from RefSeq and is a predicted model, not a curated record. Lineage: Eukaryota; Viridiplantae; Streptophyta; Magnoliopsida; Lamiales; Lamiaceae.
AUGCUGCAAAUUCUACAGGCGAAAUACUCGAGAGAGCCCGAUAACAUCACUAAAUCUUGCAAGGCUAGGGGAUCUGAUCUCAGAGUUCAUUUCAAGAACACUAGGGAGACAGCGUACGCCAUCAGGAAGUUGCCUUUGGGCAAGGCCAAGAGGUACUUGGAGGAUGUGCUUGCCCACAAACAGGCCAUACCUUUAACUCGUUUCUGUGGUGGUGUUGGGCGAACUGCUCACGCCAAGAACAGACACUCUAACGGACAAGGUCGCUGGCCAGUGAAAUCUGCCAAGUUCAUCUUGGAUUUGCUCAAGAAUGCCGAAAGUAAUCCUGAGGUGAAAGGUUUGGAUGUGGAUGCACUAUUCAUUUCUCACAUUCAGGUUAACCAGGCCCAGAAGCAAAGGCGCCGCACAUACCGUGCCCAUGGAAGGAUUAACCCCUACAUGUCGUCACCUUGCCAUAUUGAGUUGAUUUUGUCAGAAAAGGAAGAGCAUGUGAAAAAGGAGCCCGACUUGCAGUUGGCGACGAGCAAACCGAGGAAGUCUUGA